This is a messenger RNA of Fomitopsis serialis, 1650 nucleotides long. RefSeq lists its product as uncharacterized. NCBI's taxonomy places the organism in Eukaryota, Fungi, Basidiomycota, Agaricomycetes, Polyporales, Fomitopsidaceae. Bases 1 to 1650 code for a protein of 549 amino acids. The transcript has 7 exons. The record is from RefSeq and is a predicted model, not a curated record.
AUGGCUCGCCUUGCCCUCGCUGUCAUUGCCGCCCUGGCCAGCAGUGCACUCGCGGAUCCGACAUGGUGUGGCAAGAACUAUGAGAAGAACACGUCUGCCGUCCCACCAGGCGGCCAAUUCUCAGCGCCCGCAAUAUCCGCCUCGCCGCUCCUCGCGUUCCGCUGCGCACCCGCGAUCAAGCCAUACCUCGCCUCUGACGUUGGCAGUCCCGCAGGGAUCCUGAUUGACACGUUCAUCACGAACUCCGAGAUUGCAGGCGCGUCUGCGGUCGCCCUGCCCUCGAGCGGACCUCUAGGCGAUGUCCUCGUCACAGUGGAGAUCGACGGACGCGUCGUCACGAGCGGCACGGUGCCCCUUAACUCGACCAAGGUGGAUCUGCCGUUCAGCCUCGGAGGGCUAACGCCGCAGAAGAGCGCGUACGAUGUGAGCUGCAGCGCGACAUAUGCGAGCGCGGAGGGUUCGCAGACAUACCAGGCCUCUGCGAGCUUGAGCUACUUGCCGGACCCGACGGAGGGUGGGAACGUGGUGAAAUUAGAUGCGAGGACGGGCGCGUUGCUCGCGAAGCCUACGAAUAACCAGGAGGGAGAGUACGAGACAGUGUUGCCAGUCGGGUUCUAUACGGCGUUUGGGGACUACCUGGCGACCAACUUGAGUACGAUUGACGAAGCGAAGGCGAUGGGUUUCUCGGUUAUCCACCCCAUCCCGUCUUACGACAACCUCACGCAGCUGCAAGAGGUGAUCACGCGUAUGGAGGAAGUCGGGAUGUACCUCAUGUACGAUAUGCGGUGGACGUACCAGAACGACACCUCCGUUGCGGAACAGGUAAACUUGGUCAAGAACUCGCCUGCGCUCUUGUUGUGGUACACUGGGGACGAGCCCGAUGGCACGUCAGAUCCGCUCAACGCCACGGGACACGCUUAUGACUUGAUCUACGAGCUGGAUGGGUACCACCCAGUGUCGCUGUGCCUGAACUGCUUCGACUACUACUGGACAGAGUACACCUCAGGUGCAGACAUCGUCUUGCAGGACACGUACAUGGUCUCGAACAACGUUACGUGGAGUGUUGAAUGGGACACGCCAUGCAAUGCAACGUACGGCGACUGUGGGUGCGACGACUGCCUCGGUAACUUCGAGGACAUCAGCACUCGCAUGGACAACUUCGCGUACCGCCUCUGGGCGACAGGCUGGGACACAACAAAGAGCGUGUGGACUGUCCCACAAGGCUUUGGAGGGGGCGAGUACUGGCCACGAGUGCCCACAGGGCCCGAGUUUGUCGUACAGAGCGUGCUUGCGAUCAACCACGGCGGCAUGGGGGUUGUUUCCUGGGACGCGCCCACGACUGACGACGUCUGGGACUACGCCUCGCUCCUUGCACAAGCAUCACCCGCGCUGAAGGAGUACAUCGCCAACGAUGCCGCGAUCUUCGCGCACUACUUCUACGACCAGAUCGACGUCGGAACGUGGACAGUGGGCAGCAAGACGCUCGUGCUCGCGACGAACCUCAACUACGCCGAUGAGACGUUCGAGCUAGGGGAUGUGCCUGGACUGGCGAGUAAGCCGGUGACGCAGGUCCUGGAUAGCGGGGCGCGCGUAAGUGGGACUACGGUUACGUUUACGAGUGUUGGCACGGGUGGGUGGAUCGUAGGUUGA